Molecule: messenger RNA, 834 nt
Organism: Physella acuta
Lineage: Eukaryota; Metazoa; Mollusca; Gastropoda; Physidae
Product: ficolin-1-A-like
Source: RefSeq, a predicted model, not a curated record
CGAUGCUAGUGAGGUUCCACCUGAAGAUAAUAGAAUUCGGAAACAACUUUGAGGAACAGCGGGAAUCCUUGCACGAAAUUGAAAAUCAGCUGAGCACGGCAGAUAAGAGAAGAGUUCAAGCUAUAUUUGACAAGAUUCAAGACAUAGAGAAUGACCUAAACACAAGUCUAAUCAGUCUCAAUGUUAUUUUGAAAAUAGGAUUUAAUCCACAACAUGAAACCUGUGACAGAAACGCCAUCAACUUGCCUGAACGGGUUGUUCUGAAGUCCCCUACUGGAAAAGAUGUCUUAUGUGAUACCAGAACUGAUGGGGGUGGAUGGAUUCUGAUCAUGCGCCGCAUUCAAGGAGGUGUGAACUUCUCAAGACCUUGGACAGAUUACAGAAACGGGUUUGGUUUAUUUGAUGGCGAUUUUUGGCUGGGACUAGAAGAAGUACACACUUUAAGCAAUGCUGGACAAUGGGAGCUGAGAGUGGACAUGAAGUUUGAAGGUAAAGAUUACUACGCCAACUACAACACGUUUAAAAUCGACAGCGAGACCCUCUUCUACACGCUUCAUGUUGGUCAGUUCUCAGGAAACGUCGGGGACGACCUAGAAUAUCACGACGGCAUUAGGUUCUACACGUACGACAGACCUACGGUCAAUCACUGUGCGCGAACGUACACGGGAGGAUGGUGGUAUAGGGAUUGUCAUCACUGCUAUUUGACCGGCGUGUGGAGGUCCAAAGACUGGGCUAAAGGGGUCCAUUGGGACUCGUUGUCUACAAGCGGUAAGAAUCUUGAUGCGGCGGAAAUGAAAAUCCGAAAAGUAAACUGAGCCUUACUUUCCAGCAAGA